AAUAGUUUACAACUGCUACUGAAACUGUUUACGGUCACCGAAACUGUGGGCUUGUGUUAAAUUCAGAUGACGUCACUUUGUAAUUUUCCAUGCAUCAGAGACAGGAAGAGUGAAGAUGAGAGACAUAUAAUAAGAGGACAAUAAGAUACAGAAUCAUUUGUGGAGGAGCAUUCGUGAAGAGGAGAGGCAGCAAACACCCAAAAAUGGUUCAGCCAUGCAUUUGUGUCAUCUUCUUUCUCUCAGUUAUAUGUGGUAUAGAGGCAUAUAUUCCUCAUCGAUAUCACUUUGUGAAUGAGAACAAAACAUGGAGUGAAGCUCAGAUUUACUGCAGACAGAAAUACACUGAUCUCGCCACCAUGAACAACAUGCAAGAGAUGAAGAAGCUGAAUCACACACUGAAGAAGGAAACUGCAGAGCGAGCUUGGAUCGGUCUACAGAGAGAGGGCACUGGGGAAUGGCAGUGGUCUCUGGCAGACCAAACUUUCUACAGAGACGGAGACACUUACAGAAACUGGAAUAAGGGAGAACCAAACAAUUGCAAGAAAAAUGAGUUCUGUGUUAUGAUGUCAGAAAGCAAUGGUUUCUGGUGUGAUGUCACGUGUAAUAGAGCAUUACCUUUUGUGUGUUAUGAAGGUAAGAACUUGCUAAUAGUUGUUAAGAAAAAUGCAAAAAAUGACACAAACACUAACAGAUACAAAUUGAUUAAAGAGGGAAAGACCUGGUAUGAUGCUCAGACCUACUGCAGAGAGAAACACAUUGACCUGGUCAGUGUGAGGAACCAAAAUGAGAAUGAGGAGAUCACAAAUAUGAUUAAAAAUGUGAAUGAAAAGGUUUGGAUCGGUCUGUUUAAUGACGCCUGGAAGUGGUCAGAUCAGAGUAAUUCCUCAUUCAGAUACUGGAGCUCUAACAAACCCAGUGGACGUUUGAACUGUACUGCAGUGUCUGUGUCUGAGCAACACUACUGGAGUGAUGUGAACUGCACAGAAAAGCUCCCAUUCAUCUGCCAUGAGAAUAAGCUAAUCCUGAUUAAGGUGAAUCUGACCUGGAAAGAAGCUCUGAGAUACUGCAGGAACCAUCAUUAUGACCUGGUGUCAGUGCGCACUGAGGAGAUGCAGCUCUGGGUGAAGGAAGUGGCUCGAAAUGCCUCCACUGAACACGUGUGGCUCGGCCUGCGUCACACCUGCGCUCUGGGCUUCUGGUACUGGGUGACUGGAGAGAUGAUCUGCUACCAGGACUGGGCCCCGGGGAAUGGGACAGGGUUCGAAGACUGCAGCAAUGAGGAGAGAACCGGAGCAGUGCAGUCUGGAGGAGAGCAGCAGUGGAUCAGCCUGCCUCAGAGCUACACACUCAACUUCAUCUGCUCUACCUAUGAAGGUUAGUCACAGUGUAUGCAUGUGAAUUCAUAAGCUUUCUCUCUAUAGCAAUUAAAAUCUUCAUCUUUUCUUUAUCUCUUUGAACAUGGAUAAUUUUUCAUUAAACAUAAAGCCUAAAGAUAUGAUGAGGACCAUCACCUGUACCCAAUAUCAGUAGAUUUACAGAACUGUUUAGUUUAUAUUUCUUAUAUAUAUCUUUACUGUAGUAUAUCUUCUUUAUCCAAUGUUUCAUCAUAUUUUAAUAUUCAGUAAAUUAAUCAGUACAUUCCACUGUGUAAACCUCACAGGAUGAAAUGAAGUCAUAUUACUUUUUUUUUACCUAUGAUAUUUUAUCUAUGAUGCAUUUUAUGGGUUUUAUGGAUAAUUAAAUAUGAUAAUAAUAUAUAUUUAAUUGAUUCUGAGUGUUUGGAAUUCACAUUUGCAGCGGAUAUAAAACAUUUACACCUCUCUUGAAAUUGAAGGCUUCUGUGAUGUGAAAAAUUAAACCUUAUUAAACCUUAAAUUAAACUUUAAUGAGACAUAGCAACCAACAAAAUUCAUGUGAAAAACAACAGAAAUAUUUUAAAAAAUGAAAAAGAAGAAAACCUGAAGAAAAAAGCUGGUUGCACAAGUGUGCCCACCCUUUAACUAAUACUUAGUUAUAGCACCUUUUGUUUGUAAUACAGCACUCAGUCUUUUUGGGUAAGAAUCUACCAACGUAGCACAUCUUGAUUUGGCAAUUUUAUUCCAAUAUUCCAUACAAAAAUGCUCCAGAUCUAUCAAAUUGCAAGUUGACAGGUUUUCAAUAGGAUUUAGAUCUCGGCUCUGACUUGGCCAGAUCUUCUUUUGAAGCCGUUCCUUUGUUGACUUGAAUUUGUGCUUUGGGUUGUUACUGUGCUGAAGGGUGACAUUUUUCUUUAUAUUCAGUUCUCUAACAGAAGCCUGCAAGUUUUGUGCCAAAAUAGAUUGGUGUUUGGAGCGUUUUCAGGAUGCUGCCACCACCAUGCUUCACAGAGGGCAUGGUGUUCUUUGGGUAAUAAGCUGUCUUGUUUUUGUGCCAAACAUAUCUCCUAGAAUUAUGUCCAAAAAAGUUCUACCUUGAUGUCUUCAGACCAUAACACAUUUGUCACAUGAUUUGGGGUGAUUUAGGUGGCUUGGAUGUUUUUCUGUGUGUUUGUUUGUUUGUUUGUUUUUUUCUGAGAAGGGGCUUCCAUCUAGUCACCCUACCCCAUAGCCCAGACAUGUGAAGAAUACAAGAGAUUGUUGUCAUAUGCAAGGUGACCAGUACUUGCCAGAUAUUGAUAAAUCAUAUAAUAAAGACAUCAAUUCAGGAAGUUUAUAACACCUAGCCCUGCAAACAAUGAUGUUAAAACGUUCAUUAUUCAGAAUUGUUAUGCAGGUGUCAAGUGGUAUAUUUCUUAUUGGUUUUUAUUUUGUUGAAUUCUCAUAUGUAUGUCUUUAUGCCUUUAUGCUGUGGAUAAAUAACUUAUUGUUAAGCUGUUUGUAUAAUCACAUGUUGAUUUGCUUCUUAAAGC
Molecule: messenger RNA, 2887 nt
Organism: Pangasianodon hypophthalmus (striped catfish)
Lineage: Eukaryota; Metazoa; Chordata; Actinopteri; Siluriformes; Pangasiidae
Product: macrophage mannose receptor 1-like
Exons: 5
Coding region: 204-1379 (391 amino acids)
Source: RefSeq, a predicted model, not a curated record